GCUGCGGGAGCACCGCUUCCUGACGGGCCCCGGGGAGAAGAAGGAGUACAGCGUCUUCUGGCCGAUCAUCCCGGUGCCGAGGAGGGAGCGCCGCCCGGGACCCGCAAGGCUGGCAGCCGCUGCCCAGUCAGGCAAACUAACAUGAGGAGCAGUCGGACAUUUUGUCCAACCUGUGAAGUCUGAGGAAGACUUGAACUGCCGCCAUGAAGGUUAAACUCUCAACUACUGAUCCUGCAAAAGACAGCGCCGCACCCCGAGUUGCUGUACUUCACCUAUUUUAAUGCUGGCGUGAAAAGGCGCUGCAGACACGGAUCCUUCUUCACGGGGUGAAAGGACGUGGGGUCAAACUUUUAAAAGGAAACUUAAAAGAGUGAAAAGGAGUUUUGCUGUUGAACACUGUGCUGAACAGAGAUCUUUGCAACUGGAAGCUUCGCAUCGACCUGAGCAGCCUCUCUCCUGCCCCCUCACUGGCUCCCAGGUCUUUGUUUUGUGGAGACAGAAUGGACAGAUUCCUGGUGAAGGGGGCUCUUGGGGGCCCUUUGGGAAAAGAGGAGCAAGAGCAGAGGGCAGAAGGCCCAGGUGAGUUGGCAGGCCGCGAAGAGUGUGGCAGGAAGAGGCUCAGGAGAGAAGCCCCUGGGAGUGGAGCUGACGGGGCAGCGCCCAGCUGGCGGCACAUUCGAGCCCAGGGUCUGGACUGUGACUAUACUGUCCUGUUUGGCAAAACCCAAGCCGAUGAGAUUUUCCGAGAGUUGGAGAAAGAAGUGGAGUAUUUCACAGGUGCGCUGACCAGGGUGCAGGUGUUCGGGAAGUGGCACCCCGUGCCCAGGAAGCAGGCCACGUAUGGCGAUGCCGGGCUGACCUACACGUUUUCUGGACUUACUCUGUCUCCCAAGCCCUGGAUCCCAGUUCUGGAGCGAGUCCGGGAUCGUGUUUCUUUGGUGACUGGACAGACCUUCAACUUUGUGCUUGUCAACAGGUAUAAAGACGGUUGUGACCACAUUGGUGAGCACCGAGAUGAUGAAAGAGAACUAGCCCCAGGAAGCUCCAUCGCCUCGGUCUCCUUUGGGGCCUGCAGAGACUUCUUCUUCCGGCACAAGGAUUCUCGAGGGAAGAGCCCCUCCCGGAAGAUGGAGGCUGUCAGGCUUCAGCUGGCCCAUGGAAGUCUACUUAUGAUGAACCCCCCAACCAACACCCAUUGGUACCACAGUCUGCCCAUCCGAAAGAAGAUUCUGGCUCCGCGGGUCAACUUGACAUUUCGUAAAAUUUUGCCUAAUAAAAAGUAAAAACAUUUU
Molecule: messenger RNA, 1292 nt
Organism: Talpa occidentalis (Iberian mole)
Lineage: Eukaryota; Metazoa; Chordata; Mammalia; Eulipotyphla; Talpidae
Gene: ALKBH2
Product: alkB homolog 2, alpha-ketoglutarate dependent dioxygenase
Exons: 6
Coding region: 501-1283 (260 amino acids)
Biological process (GO): DNA repair
Source: RefSeq, a predicted model, not a curated record